AUGCCUGACACUAAGAACCAAUUCGAAGGAACGCCUACCGUCCGUCGAUAUCCCCCCAGUGGUAUCAACAUACUUGUUGCGGGUGCUGGACUCGGUGGACUUAGCUUUGCCAUCGAAGCACAUCGAAAAGGGCACGAUGUCUGUGUCAUUGACCGCCGUCCUCACUUUAAUGACUAUGGAGAUUUCAUUGCGCUUCAAGGCUCUGCAUUGAAAACACCCAAGUCAUGGCCGGGGUUUCUCGAAGCUUGUCAAAGGGAGAAGAUCCCCCAAGUUGGAAAGAUGUGUACCCACGAUGGCCAAUUUAUCGGUAAUGUUACGUUUGGCUUGUCCACUCUUCGUUCUAGCCUUCAUCGUCUUCUUUACCACUAUGCAAUGCACCUGGGUAUCGAAAUCCGUCUCAGCGCCCGGGUAGUGGACUACUUCGAGGGUCCUGACAAGGGCGGAGUUGUCCUCGAAGAUGGAUCUGAGCUCACCGCCGAUCUUGUGGUGGCUGCUGACGGUGUAGGCUCUCGAUCAGGGGGUUUGAUCAAGGGUGAACGUGAUCAGCCAACGAGCUCGGGUUUUGCUAUGAUCCGCGCAACCUAUCCAGCGGAGAGAGUCAGUCAAAAUCCUCAUCUUCAAGAGUUCCUCGAGGAUCGUUCCUCCGCCAAAGGUGUGGUGGGAGCAGGUGCACACGUAAUCACCGGGUGUAGCGGCGACAACGUGUCGUGGAUGCUCACGCACAAGGACAAUGACCCUAACGGGAAUGAACGUGCACCCACAGUCGAUCCACGAGUGGCGUUGAAGUAUGUUCAAGGAUGGGUCCCUUGGCUCAAUGAAUUGAUCAAAAAUACUCCUGAUAUGGGAGCCGUCGACUACAAGCUUUUGUGGCGCGAUCCUUCUCCUACAUGGGCUUCUAAGCACGCCAGAGUUGUCCAAAUUGGAGAUGCAGCCCACGCUUUUCUCCCGACUUCGGCUGCCGGCGCAACCAUGGCAAUGGAAGACGGCUUUUCUCUAGCUACAUGUUUGCAGCUUGGUGGCAAGAGUAACGUGGCUUUGGCUGUGAAGAUCCACAAUGAGUUGAGAUUCAAAAGGGUUACUUGCGCACAGAAAACGGGUUUUAAAAACCGCCAGCUGUACCAUGAGUCCACUUUCAAGCCAGCGGAGGAGGGCACGUGUCCGGUAUUUCCCAUGACCAGCUCGUGGAUCUAUCAGCACGAUCCUGAGCAGUAUGCUUACGAGAUGUAUGGUAAAUGUGCCAACCAUCUCCUUUCCGACAGUCCGUUUGACAACACAAACUAUCCUCCGGGUCAUCAAUUCAAGACCUGGACCGUCAAGGAGAUGCGUGAGGUGGCUGAGCGUGGAGAGAACAUCAUCGAUGAUGGUGACUGGUCUUAA
Molecule: messenger RNA, 1377 nt
Organism: Fusarium sp. VM40
Lineage: Eukaryota; Fungi; Ascomycota; Sordariomycetes; Hypocreales; Nectriaceae
Source: the annotation of a GenBank genome assembly